CGAAAUUUGUGAUAAAAAGCAUUUGCCAAAACUCGACUAUAAAAGGGGCAGACGACGCUACAGUCAGCAUAGAAACUAACUAACAAAUUAACUUUAUCAACAUGAUUUCCAACAAAUUUCUGAUCAUGAGCCUUGCUCUAUUCGCUUUGAUCCUGGCUGCUUCUGCCCAAGAUAGCGGCGAAAAGAUCGCUGAUCGUCGAUUCCGCUGGGUUGGAUCCAACGAGCAGGAGCAGGAGGAUGACGUAGAUGAGGAAGUCAAGGAGGAGGAAGAAGUUGAAGAGGAAGAAGAGCCAGUGGAAGAUGCAGACAGUCUUGAAGAAGAUAAAGAAGAAGAAUCUGCGGAAGAGCAACUCGACAGCGAAGACUCAGAGGCAGAUGCCUAA
Messenger RNA from Drosophila hydei, 383 nucleotides. RefSeq names its product U3 small nucleolar RNA-associated protein 25-like. NCBI's taxonomy places the organism in Eukaryota, Metazoa, Arthropoda, Insecta, Diptera, Drosophilidae. Bases 102 to 383 code for a protein of 93 amino acids. The record is from RefSeq and is a predicted model, not a curated record. The transcript is spliced from 2 exons.